AACCCAAAUAUGUUAUUAAAAAUGUUCCAUGUCUUAACAGUGAUUUUUAAAACCCUUUUUAAGAAGUACAAGUAGCCCAAAAACCAUGGUUUUCUAGAAGUCCUACUUUCGCAUUUCGAAGAAAACUUUCUAGAGAAGAAAAGAAAGAGCACGUUGAGAAACUCUUAUAAACCAAAGGACAGCUCCAUAGGAUUCUGGGGUUCGCAGGUAGCCUAGGCCAACUUUCUGGUGUAACACGCCUAUUUUAUUAAUAGUUGGCGAUGGACGAGGCGAUGACCGGGCAGAAAGCUUACGGGGCGAUCCCUGCGAAGUAGAUUUCUCGAAACUUGACGAGGUACGGGGCGAUGCGAGGCAGGAAGUCUGCGAGGCGAUCCUCGCGAGGGAGCUAAAGAUGGUCCAUCGUCUACCUCUGUUACCUACAAGAGGUAGCCGGCUGCUCCUGUUACACCUGAUCAAGAGAAAUACGGUAUAUACAUGUAAAUAACACGUUUAGGAUAUGUUGCUAAUGUUGAAGGUGCUAUUGUUGGUGUUAUUAUUGAUGUUACUGUUGGUGAUAUUGUUGGUGUUAUUGUAAGAUUAGUCGAAGUGAACUCAUUUAGCCGAUAUUGUAGAAGAACCUCAUCAACAUCAUUUGAAACAUGCGCGGGCGUUUGCGAUGAUAUGAGUAUAUUAGAAUUUCUCAUUCGUAUUAUUAACAAUGAUUCGUCAUCUUCGAUUACAUAA
Messenger RNA from Didymodactylos carnosus, 723 nucleotides. Lineage: Eukaryota; Metazoa; Rotifera; Eurotatoria; Philodinida; Philodinidae. The record is from the annotation of a GenBank genome assembly.